AUGGAACCUCAAGCGUCAGCUCUGGCGGCCACUGCCGUGACCUUGUCUGCAGCCAAGGGAUAUAGUCACACUGCGACGACAAGGCCGUCGCACACACCACAGACCCGGUCCACGUCACGCGCCAGCCCCAGACGACGCCGGCGACGCGAACGCGUCUUGAGAAACACACUGAAAUUCGUCACCGAAGAAGCACUGCCGUUCAUCAACUCAUGGCACUGGAUCGCCCUGUUAUGCGUCUCCUUCCUGGGCCUGACGGGCCGCCGGUGGUACUUCGGCACCGUGCUAGGGCGAGGCACGCCGCCGAUCGAGCUGCCCCUGCCGCCGUACUUCUACGGCUGGGUCCUGCAUAUCGCGACGUACCUGCUGUCCAUCUCCUCCGACAAGAUCGGGACAGUGCACCGACGGUACCGGACGCCAACACGCGUAUCGGAACAGACGACGGCGCGGACGACGGCCGUUCUGUUGGUCGGCGUGCAGGUCGCCGAGGCGGUGUCGAGCCUCCUGUUCAUCGUGUGUCUGGCGUUCGAGGUGUUGUGCUGGGCGAUGGUGCCCGCGUUUCAGGACAGCGACGUCACGCUCGACGGACAGGCCAUAUUCGACCCGGCGGCCCCGUGGUGGAUGGUCGCUCUCUGCGCCUCGUUGUUGGUCGUUGAUGCCUGGGGCCUGGUCUACGGCAUUAUGGUUAUGACUGUACUGACGGUAUAUCUUGGAACUAGCUUCCUGGUGGGCUCCUCCCCGUCUGGCAUUCAACCGCCAAGGACGAGUCGAGUAAUGGACAUGGAGGAAGGGAGAUUCAAGAACGAUGGUGAGAAGCCAGAUGUGGACGAUGGCGAUGUGGAAGAGGUUGUGGUCUACUUUGACGAGAAGACCCCUCUGAUGUAUCAGGAGGCAUAA
This is a messenger RNA of Anthostomella pinea, 894 nucleotides long. Lineage: Eukaryota; Fungi; Ascomycota; Sordariomycetes; Xylariales; Xylariaceae. The record is from the annotation of a GenBank genome assembly.